Trypanosoma cruzi is the source of this 2859-nucleotide messenger RNA. RefSeq names its product retrotransposon hot spot (RHS) protein, putative. The record is from RefSeq and is a predicted model, not a curated record. Lineage: Eukaryota; Euglenozoa; Kinetoplastea; Trypanosomatida; Trypanosomatidae. The transcript has a single exon. The coding region runs from base 1 to 2859 and encodes 952 amino acids.
AUGUCUGGAAGGCCCGAGGAAGGAAUUUACGGCAAUUUGGAGAGUCAAUCGUCCAAUUUCUCGCAGGGAGGUCGGAGGAGAGCGAGGUCGGAAUUUGAGGGUGAAACAGAUUACUCCUCUGCGACUCGCAGAAGAUUGGAGGAAAUGCAUCGACCGCAGUGGACCAUGAGCAGCAGAGUGGAGGAUAUUCUGCUGGAGGGAAGCACUAACAGGACCGACAUGAAGCUGAAUGAAUUCCUUCGGAGCAAAUUGGGCGGCACGGCGGCUGUUGGUGAAGACUACAAUGUGACGAUGGAGGCGUUUGUUCAGGAGCCGGAUGCUUACGUACAAGACCAGCAGUUUCUUAGAAGAAUUGUUAACUUAACUGCGUACCAAUUGCUGAAAAUAGAGCUGGAAAGAGAGCUGGAGAAAAGGAAAAUAUUAUUGGAGGCUAUUCAUAAACUUGAUGACGAGGGUGUGUUCUCUCUCGAGCAAUGGAGGGACUAUGAAGGAAAGGAUACGGUCACUCCUCAUGCAAAGGGAAAACUAAACGGAGUACUCACUCAGGUACAGAGAGAAGAGAAGCGUGAGGCAGAGGAAAGGCUAAGGCGUGAGGAAGAAGAAAUACAAAGACGACUGCAAGAAAUGAAAUAUACCAUUUCCACUACGAUCGAAGAGGUACUGUUUAAAGGAGGAGUCCGCGUCAAGGAAAGGAAGCUGAACGAUUUUCUUCUGGUGAGAUUUGGCGGCAGGGGCGUUGUGGACACAAAGGAUAAUGUCGUGCUGGAGGAGUUUGUAAAGGAACCGGCGAGGUAUAUCCAUGAUGCGGGAGUAUUGAACGAAAUAAAGACAACAGAUGCUUAUUUGAGGAUUGAGGGGGCUGUAAGGGAUGAAAAGGAUAAGGAGGAAGAUGUACGCAGGCUUAAACAGGCUGGUGUGUCCAAUUUACAAAAAUGGUCCGAAGCUGCUGAGCAGAUAAAAGAAAGUGUUCAUGAGAUCACUAAAAGUUUUUUGGAUGCAGCCGCCGAGGAGGCGAGGAAUCCAACGUCGACGGUUGUGUCGAUAAAACUGGAGGGAGUGUACGAGUCUGUGUACAAUGCGAGGUGGCAUCAUGUCAUGGAAGUUCCUGACGACAAUGGAAUGGGAAUGAAGGUGGAGGAGGGGAAACCAGAACAGUCAUGGACGUACAAGGAAGUUGGCCAAACUCUCGAAAAGGAUGACGGUGUGCAGCAAUCCGGUACACCACGUAUCAGGCUGAUGGUGCUCACCUCGGACAAGAGAUGGCCAUACACGAUGAAUGGGCCGCAUAGGGCUGGUAUUGACUUGUGUGUUAACUGUGAGGUGGAGCGAGUGUGGCAGAUCGUCGAGCGCGAUCUAACUAAGUGGUUCAGCAAUUUUGAUUCGACUCUCAAUCCUUCACCUGUGCCGUGUGUGUUGAUUGGGACGCCCGGGAUUGGGAAGUCGAUGAAUGCCGGUUCGUACCUCCUCUACCAGCUGCUGCAAUGCGAUGUCAGGAAACUCCAAGUGGUUGUCCAAUGUUUUGGAGAAACGGCGUACGUGUUUGACAAGACCAGCAGGGCGGUGAGAAAAUACGAGGGUGAGAUAACAUCCAAGAAUGUUAUCUCGAGUUUGUGGCGGUGUGGGAUGAAAGGGUAUAUUAUUUACGAUGUGGCAAAGAUAGGGACACCGCCCGACGCAGGUUUUGCGCCCUAUGAUGGAUGGGGCAUGAUUGUGGUGUCAUCGCCAAAGGUAAACAACUAUGCUAAAUGGGAGAAUCAACUACAAGCGGCGCGAAUCAUCAUGAAUUGCCCCGACGAGAUGGAUGUGAAGGCAAUGUGUGCAUGGAUGAAGCGAGGUCUGGAUCCAGAUGAGCAAGCGGAAUACUGGAGGAUGGUUGAAAAACACAUGGAUAAAGUGGGGCCGAUUCCACGUCACAUCUUUGAUGAGAAUAAAUAUGGAAAACGCACGAAGGAUGUUACGAGGGCCUUGAGAUGGAUCAAUAUUGGGGAUCAAGGAAAGUACUUUACACAGGGAGGAGAGCAAUGGUAUUCCGAGGAUCCGUCUCACAAACUUGUGAAGAUUGUUCGAGUGAGAGAAGAUGGCCCAUUUGAGGACUUCAGUAAUGCACCUAUAUGUACUUAUCUUGGGGUUUUAACAUUAUCUCGUUUGGCAAAGGUGCUGAGUCCGCAUGAUAUUUUUUUUCUCGUAUUGGGGAUGAAGAAUGUUGUUCAAUCCGCAGCUUUGAAAAAGUAUGCUUUGACCGUAUUCUUGAGUGUGGAGUUUGUCACUUCCAUAGUGAAGGAUCUCAAGGAGCUGCAGCCACCAUCACCUUCCAAACCACGGUCCUCGGUGCUAACGUUAAACCCUCAUGGUUACCCCACCGAGGCAGCUGCAAUAACUGAACUGAAGUUUAUUGAUCGCCCGCAAGAAUUAAAGUAUCGGGUGCUGUACAUACCGACGUUCCCAACCUUUCCGCUGGUGGACGGCUUUUUCUUUUUGAAAUCACCGCGGAGGACGCUGGUUGGGCUGCAGAUGACUACGGCGGGUGGGCACCACACCACCGCCAGCACUGUGAGGCAGUUCACUGAGUGCCUGGCGUCAUAUUUUGAUGGUUGGGAGGAGUUAUCCCGAGACAUCUCGUGGGAUAUUAUUUAUAUACAACACGCAGACAGCAAGCCGAUGAAAAAUUGGCAGAGAUGUGAUUACGUCAAUCCCAGGAAUAAAACCGACGCUGAAAAAAAAAUUGUGGCGUUCUGGAACGGAAGGGUACACCAAUACCAGGUUAUUUUAAAAGGUAAAUUUCCUGAGGCAAUCAAAUUUUCUCAUGAUGGUCUACCUGAGGGGGAUGAAAAAGGCAAGAAAAUCGAAAAAAAUAAGUAG